AUGGCGAACACGGAUGGCGGUACUUUUUGUAUUUUUAAAUUCCUUCUAAGAGAAAACCACCGAAUUGCUGAUGAGAUGGGAUCGAUCAACAAAUUUUGGAAAGAGCAACAGACAAACUGUACUCAUUGUUUUACCAUGACAAGCCGCAAGAAACAAGGAAAAAAGUUUCGAAGAAAUUAUAUAAUGGGGUACAUCAACAGCACGAUUGAUGAAACUUCGAGUUCCACCAGGUCCCGCAAGGCCACAAGGCCUACCGGGCACCCAGGGGCCCUGAGGACCAGAAGGACCACAUGGCCCACAAGGGGGUUACAAGGAACCAAAGGUGAUUCAUGCCCAGGGAGACGUCAAGGACCAAAAGGUUAUACAGGGGCACAGGGUCCCAAAGGUGAGGCAAGAUCACAGGGGGUCCUGCCCUAA
Porites evermanni is the source of this 417-nucleotide messenger RNA. Lineage: Eukaryota; Metazoa; Cnidaria; Anthozoa; Scleractinia; Poritidae. The record is from the annotation of a GenBank genome assembly.